Molecule: messenger RNA, 717 nt
Organism: Vairimorpha ceranae
Lineage: Eukaryota; Fungi; Microsporidia; Nosematidae
Product: tfiif-interacting ctd phosphatase
Exons: 1
Coding region: 1-717 (238 amino acids)
Source: RefSeq, a predicted model, not a curated record
AUGAUUCACACCAAUAUUCCUAUUUUCUCAUCCUUUGCUUUAGCAUUUGGCUGUACAAAAAUUUUUAAAAAAAUUUAUGCCUCUUUUGACAGUGUUAAGACUUACAAAUCUAAGAAGACUAUUUUAGUGAUAGAUCCAUUUACUACAUUGUUAAAUUAUAAAUUUUCAUUUUGGAAAUUUAAUUAUAUUUUUACUAAACGUCAUUUUACCGAAGAAUUUAUAUUUAACUUAGGAUACAUGUAUGAUAUUAUUUUCAUAACAGAUAAUAGUUUAAUUAAUAAGAAUAUUUAUGAUUUUAUAGAUCCUUUAGGAAUUUCUGUGUACAGAAUGUAUACUCGAAAUAAAAAAGGAGAAAUUGAACAUUUAAAAAAAGAAAAUAAAGUAAUAAUAUUAGAAAAUAAAGAUACAGAAGAUUCUUGUAGUCUUAAUAUAAAACCAUUCGGCUUAUUAUCUUCAAAAUAUGAACUUUUUGAUGUAGUAAACUUUCUUACUACACUAAAUUUUAUGAAAGAAAAAAACCACAUAAAAAUUUUAGAAUUUUAUAAAAAUAAAGAUUUCUAUAUUUCAUUUGAUAAAAUACAAAAGAAAUUAUAUCAAAUGAGGAACAUGCUUAAUCUUUUUAGUGUAAAUAGAUAUGAAGAAAUAAAAAAGCAGAUUUAUAAGGAAAAAAUUAAUAAUUAUAAAAUUAACAAAGAAGAACUACUUAAAUAUAAAUAA